This is a messenger RNA of Perkinsus marinus ATCC 50983, 1515 nucleotides long. RefSeq lists its product as hypothetical. NCBI's taxonomy places the organism in Eukaryota, Perkinsozoa, Perkinsida, Perkinsidae. The record is from RefSeq and is a predicted model, not a curated record. The coding region runs from base 1 to 1515 and encodes 504 amino acids. The transcript has 6 exons.
AUGGGAGAAUACAGAGCUGAGAAGAGGAAGCUCGAGAUGACUGCGUUGCCGGCUGAUGAAGCUGUUCUUAGAAGGGAGCACACGGCUAUCACUCAGGAUGUGUUGGACAGAUUCGACAGUGAUGAGGAAACGGUCGCCGACUCUGCCGCAUAUAAGGACUUCCGUUCGCAGUUGGACCGCAACAUGGGGGCUGAGUGGGACAGGUUGCGGAAGAAGAACAUCGAGCUGUGGAAGGUUCAUUCGGAUGAUGCCACGGCAUGUGCUUUGGAAAUGAACCAGAAAUACAUUAAAGAGUCCUGUCCCCAAGGGUGGAUGUGUCUGUUCAUGUUGUGGCCGAGCGCUCACGCUGCGCGGGUGAAGUCAAACUUGGACGAGUGUUUCGACACCAAGGCAAGUGUGAAGAUGCCAAUAUCGAUGCGACAGGCGGUGUUCGAUAGCUGGUAUGAAAAGGAGUUGGGGAAAGAGGCCGCUGAGGUGAGGCAAAAUCUGAUGGUAUUCCUCUUCACGCUGACUCUGCCUGUGGUUUGGAUAAAGGAGUUGGUAUGCGCUGAGAAGCAUGAGGAUGGUCGUGGUGCGGUUUCCCGAAAUUACGGUGAUGAACUAUCAGCGGAUGAGGCCUCAGAGCUCAUUGGUGCUCCAUUCAACGCCGAUUUCGGCCGAGGGAUGGAUACUGGUAUGAUUCUUCCGAUGGGUGGGUUCUCACUCAUCCCGAUGAACGAACUUUACGAUGCAAUCGAUGAUGUCCAUGAGUUGGCUGGCGGAGACAAGGCGGCGAUUGCUCGAGCGCAGCAGCCGAAGCGACUCCGACAUGGGAUGGUCCCUGUGGGCAACGUUCUCAACGAACUACUCGGGCAAAUGUUGAGUCAGAUGAUGACCGGUUCGUUGGGGGGGAUAGAAGGGGAGUCCACCUUUAGCAUGAAUACGACGGCCAGCGAGGUUGUUAUUGCUGGUCAAAUCCCGAAGCAGACUCUACGGAGUGAACUCGGAGAAGAGGACAACGGUAUCACCGUGAAGCAAAUUGGUAGGGGUAUCGCACUACAAGUGAGGAAGACUGACGGCCCGUUGGUGACGGAGAUCCAAAGAUAUUAUCCGAUGUCGGAUGACUGCUUGCUGGAAAAGACGAAGGUUGUCUAUGAUCAGAAGAGUGGCAAGCUCCGAGUGACCGUCCCCCGGAACUCGGACAUGUCUGCUACUGAUGGCGGCACAGUAAGCAACCCUGGGGCGCAUUCGGAGGAGAUCAAAAGGCAGCUCGAUGAGGAAGCACAGAGAGAUGGUGUUAAGGUCCGCUUUGGUGAUGAUGAUACUCUCACUGUCAUCGUCCCGACCUCACUCGGUCGAAUGGCUAGGUUUAAUGGGAGCCGCAUCGAGUUGGAAAGUGGCCGAGUUGUGACGAUACCUGUGGAAGUGAAGACGCUACUGGAUGAGUAUGAGGCUGAUGAACUCGAUGCGAGAGAGUAUACAUUCAGAAGCUCCGAGGUAUCGAGGAAAAUACCGAUAACCAAUGAUGAGCUCUAG